Messenger RNA from Yarrowia lipolytica CLIB122, 2667 nucleotides. RefSeq lists its product as uncharacterized. Gene Ontology annotation, molecular function: chromatin binding; protein binding. The record is from RefSeq and is a predicted model, not a curated record. Lineage: Eukaryota; Fungi; Ascomycota; Dipodascomycetes; Dipodascales. Gene Ontology annotation, cellular component: nuclear replication fork. Gene Ontology annotation, biological process: DNA repair; mitotic cell cycle; DNA-templated DNA replication.
AUGGACUGUGCCGACCGCCUUCUCAAAAAGUAUGCGCCCUUUGUGGGGUAUGCUGUGGCCACCUACAGUCACGAUGGCGACCAUGUGUACUCGUGUGGCAUUUCCGAGAAGUUGCAGAAACACUCGACCACAAACAGAGACGAGCUCAAGACGUUUGACUACGGCCCACGAGCUGAAGGAGGAAGAAAGCAGCUUCUGAAGACCAUUUCUGCCGGUCACCACGGCGUUGUGGCUGGUUGCGAUGAUGGUACUGUUUGUGGAUUCAACACAAACGGUGAACUUGUUUCGACACUGGUGCGAGCCCCUUCAGGUGUCACAAAGGUAUUGUUUUCUCCUGAUGGAGAUCUUGUGGCAGCCUCCAGCAAGGAUGACAAGAUUACCAUUGUCGACUGGGCGUCCAAGCGAAAGGUUUCCGAGGCAACUUUCGCCGGUCUGCAUCAGUUCAUCUGGAGUCUGGACUCAAAGAAUGUGUUUGUGUCUGCUGAUGAGGGCAUUGUUCAGGUAUCUGCUCGUGAUCUGACCAAUAAGACGCUCGCUGAUUUCGCUGCCACUCCCGGAAUGAUGGCAUGGUACCCCGACGGUUCUGUGCUUGCUGUUGCUCAAGCCAAACAGGUUGUCCUGCUUGAUUCCGAAGAUCUUUCCAAGAGAACCUCCUUCAACAUCCCCUCCAAGGUCACUGAAAUGCAAUUUUCCCCCUCCGGUACCUACAUUGCCAUUGCUUUUGGUCACAUUGUCGAAAUCUGGCGUCUGAAGGACUCCAAUAAGGUGGCCUUUGUUAAGAUGGACGCCAAAGCAAGCAGCGUCAACUGGCACCCGUCGCGAAACGAAAUGUUCAUCACCAACGAAAAAGGCGAGCUGUGUACGUGGCCCAACCCUGUUCCCAGCAAGUUUACUCUGCCCUUCGAGGGUGUUGCUCCUUUUGAUGAUGAUAUUGUUUCCGACAAGAACCACUACAUUGAGAUGGAGGAAACGCCUAUGUUUAAUGAUGUUCCCGAUACCCAGGAACUCGAUCUUGCCGAUACUCAGGAGAUAGACAUUCCUGAUACUCAGGUCAUGGACGAACCGCAGCUGAAUGGUAUCCCCAACAAGCAGCGAUCUUACACCGACGAACUACAAGAUACUCAGGUGCUGGAGGAUCCAGCUGAAAGUGACGAGGAAGAAGAACCUGUCAUUUCUCGAAAGCGAAAGUCCAAGGAGCCUGUGGAUGAUCCUCUGGCUGACACGCAGAUUGUGAAUGAUGAGCCUGACGCUUCGGAGAAGAAGCGAAAACGGGUUUCCAUGGACCCUUCUGUCGAUAGAAUGGAGAAGGAAAAGUCAAAGACCAAGCACAAGCCGCUGGAGGAGGAUGACGACAUUGAUCUGGCUGGAGAUAUGUUUGUGGAGGACGAUGAUGGAGCCGGAUAUGUGCCUGACUUAAGCCAUCGAGGCCUGGGACAGAACGAGUAUGGCAAUGGUCAUAUGGAGGAGGAGGAUGAUGGACACCAGGGAGGCUACGCUAUGGAGUUUGACGAAGUUCGAGCUAUUCAACCCGGUGCUACAGAGUUUAGAGGAACUAGACGAUACCUCCAUGCAUCUUACCUCGGUUACAUCUGGACUAUGAAGCAUGCCGAGAACCGAUACUCUGUCACCUCCUACUUCUUCGACACAGGUAUUCACAAGGGCUACCAUUUCACCGACCAUGUUGGAUACGACUUGGGCUGCAUGAGCAGACGAGCCACGUUUUAUGCGCGAACCUCUCCCCCUUCCAUCUUCAUGCGAUUCCACAGCAGCAUCAGUGAGAACUGGAGUCUAGACCUGGACGAGACUGAUCCCAUUCGAUGCAUUUCUGUCGGCAAGACCAAGUGUGUUGUUUGCACCGAGUCUGGCUUGAUUCUCACCUACUCCAUCUUUGGAGUUCCCCUUCGAGUUUAUCGAGAUGCUGGUGAACCUACUGUUGCCGUCACUGCUCAUACCGACACUUUCUUCAUGGUAAGACAGGACUCAUUCACCCACAAGCUCAACUUUGUGGUUGAAAACGGUGAGGGACACAUUUUCACCCGUGGCAAGCUCAGUUUACCCGUUGGAGCACAUAUCAAGUUCGUUUGUUUCACGCAGAACGGUGACCCUGUUGUGUUCGACUCGGACGGCAUCAUUCUUAUUCUCUCUCGAUGGAAGGAGGAGGGCCAGUACCGAUGGAUUCCUGCACUUGACACAGUGGCUAUGGCCAAGGAGCACGGUCGAGAAGAGACCUACUGGCCCAUCGGCAUUGAUUGUGAUUACAACUUCCAUUGUGUCAUUCUCAAGGGAGCUGCCACCCAGCCUCCUCAUCCUCUUCCUCUCACAACCGACUUCCCCAUCAAACCUGUGGGAGAGCCUCGCCAGCUCGAGUCGGACUAUCUAAAGAAGUCAGUCAUGGCCGAACUCGAGGAAGGUCGAGACGAGCCUGAGAACCUGGGCAAUCUCGAAAUAGAGGUCGAGAAGGCUCUGCUGCGUCUUCUUCAUGCCGCCUGCAAGUCCGAGUUCAAACUCAACAAGUGUCUGUACAUUUACCGACGGCUCAAGAACGAGGAGUGCAAGGAGGCUGCCGUGACCAUUGCUCUUCGAUGCAAGCGAACCAUUCUUGCCGAGAAGAUCAAUGAGUUGCGAGAGAAGGAUGAGGCUGCCAAGAACGGUAAGCGAGAUGACUGA